CCAAACCAUAGUUACCACCAAGCGGAAGUUGGUCAAUAUAAACAGGUUGUUUGUAACAGUUUGGUUGUUUGUAUGAUAACAUCCGUUGAAAAUGGCACACACUGUUAUUUCAGCCAAAUAUCCUCCACACAUUGAUCCAACAAGAACACCAUUAGCUUAUGGAGACAGAGCAGUUCCCAGACUGAACAGAGAACUAAAUGAUUCCACAUUACUUGUCAGACAGAGGGCGGUAAUGUCAUUAUGUGACUACCUACAUGACCCUGAACAUAUAGCAGAAGCUCUAGCCAUUGGCACUGCUGAAAGUUUGAAGAAACUGUUAUCAGACACAGAUCUUACAGUUAGACAAAAAGCUACAGAGUGUUUGUUUGUAAUUGGAGGACAUGCAAUUGGAAGAGACUCAUUUCUAGCACAAGGAAUUGUGGAACCAGUAGCUAAACUGUUUGAUGAUAAGGAAGAUGUAGCGAGAAGAAAUGCACACCAAGCAAUAGAAAUGAUCUCUGAAACACCCUUAGGGGCACAAGGAAUAGUAAAUGCCAAAUUAGUACCGACAUUAGUAAAAAAAUUAUCUUUAGAAACAGAAGAAAUAAAAAUAUUGAUAUUAGAUACACUUCAUUUUUGCAUGGCAGUUGACACAGAACAAGCAUUAAAAGCUGGAGCUAUGGAAAUGUUUACAAAACUUUUAGAACACAAUUCACCUGUAAUAAGAGCCAAAGCUUCCAGAGAUAUAAUGAAUUUAAGUGUUCCUUUAGAUGGUAAAAAUAAGGCAGUAGAAGUAAAAUCAGUUCCAGAAUUAGUCAAACUUCUCAAGGAUAAAGAUGCUGAUGUCAGGGCCAAUGCUGCAGGAGCACUUAUGAUGAUAACAAUUACAACAAAAGGAAAAUACACAGCAAUAAAUGAAGGGAAAGCAAUUCAACCAUUGGUAGAUUUAGUAGAUGAUGAGAAAAGUGAAGUUCGACUGAAUGCAUUAAAGGCUUUGACAUGUUUAUCAGAAGCACCAGAAGGAAGAAAAGUAUUAUUAGAACAUGUGGAAAAGAUAAAAAAUAGAACAACAGAUUCUAUUCCUGCUGUGGUGAAAGCUGCCAAUAUUGCUGUCAAAGUGAUCACAUGGAAACCUUGAAAAUAAUGUCCUGCUAGGGGAGAUAAUUGAGAUGACAUUGUUGGAUUUCUCCAGGAGAACUGCUCUUAUAGAAAAAAUGAUUUCUGUAAACAAACUUUAAGAACUGAUGAAAUUAAUUGUUAGUUAUGAAUAAAAGGAAUAUGAUUCUUGCUUAUGUGAGAACUUUAUGAAAGUUUUCUUUUAUUUCUAAGAUUAACUAUUUUGAACAUAUAGAACUCUUUAUAUAGACCAAUAAUAUAUAUUUGUUCAAAGAUUUAUUUAAGAAUGUUAAUGUUUUUGUUAUAUAUUUAGUAGAUUAAAUGUACAAUUCCUGCCAAUUUUAUCAUAUUUUGUAUUGAGAUAAUUUUUAAUGGAAUCCUUAUUUUUUUUCAGUGCUAUCUUACAUUUUAUGCCCUCUGUUUUGAGUUGUGAUUAUUUCACAAAAAUAUGAUUGUUCUUUAAAUAUUUUCACUGAAAUUUCUAAAAGAAUCAUUCAUGUUCCAUACCAGGAAAAUAAUAUUUUUAAGUCAAUUUUGUUAUUCAUUGUCAUAUUGUAUUACAUAUGUAAUUAUGAUGUCAUAUCUGUGAUAAAUAUUUUAUAUAAAAUAUGAAACAUUGUU
Messenger RNA from Mytilus californianus (California mussel), 1716 nucleotides. RefSeq names its product radial spoke head 14 homolog. The coding region runs from base 92 to 1117 and encodes 341 amino acids. The record is from RefSeq and is a predicted model, not a curated record. The transcript is spliced from 10 exons. Gene Ontology annotation, molecular function: protein binding. Lineage: Eukaryota; Metazoa; Mollusca; Bivalvia; Mytilida; Mytilidae.